AUGACAAUGGCGACUACUAGCACGACCAAGAAUGUUACGACCGAGACCAAGCAUGUUCUCUACGUUCCGGACACAUACCAUGAGGAGCCGGUACGGCCUGGAUAUGUCGAUGGGUUAAUAGGCAUAGACGGACUUCGUGCGGCAAUCCCAAAACACUGUUUCCAACCGUCAAUUGUGCGCUCGUUGGGGUUUUAUUUACGAGACAUUCUGUUCAUGGUAUCUUUGCUGAUACUGGCGCUGUACCUUGAACGGCAAAUCGAAAGCCCUGUGCUCAAGUUUGUAGUCUGCGUUCUCGUGUAUCCCUUUCUCGCGGGCAUGCCUGCGACGGGAUUUUGGGUUUUGGGACACGAGGCAGGUCAUGGCUCGUUUGCCAAGAACCGCCUGGUUGGUGACUUUUUUGGUUUCAUCGCCCAUUCGUUUCUCAUGUCGCCAUUCUUCAGCUGGAGGUCAACACAUUCCAGACAUCACGUGUAUGCCAAUCAUAUGGUUAAGGAUCACAACUAUGUGCCCCCAAGAAGGCAUGAAUACUCGGAAUUGUUCAAGCCCAAAGGAGACUUUGAGCUCCGUGAGAUGACUGAAGACGCUCCCAUCGUGAUUCUGGCACGGGUGAUAUUACAGCAGCUCAUUGGAUGGCCCUGGUACUUGCUCACCAACAUCACAGCCGGCAGUCAGGCUGUGCGCCGGCCAUCCCACGGCUGGUGGAACAACAGCCAUUUCGACCCAUGGGGGGCUCUGUUUCGCGCUGAAGAAUUCUGGUCCAUUGUGGCCUCUGACGUUGGCAUUAUCGCCAUGAGCUAUCUCGUGUAUAAAGCCGCAUUCAUCAUCACUUACCUUCACCAUACGUCUCCCCGUCUAGCCAAGUUCUCGCCAGAGUCAUGGACCUUUCUCCGUGGUGCUUUGAGUACCGUGGAUCGAGACCCCGGCUACUUCCUGAGACACUUGUUGCAUCACAUCAUUGACCUCCAUGUUGUUCAUCAUCUGUUCCCACGCAUUCCGCAUUAUCACGCACAGGAAGCUACUGAUGCUCUUCGUCCACUUCUGGGCAAGUACUAUCAUCAGGAUAAGGGUUCAUACUAUGGUGCACUGUAUUCAAACUUCAGAGAUUGUCAAUGGGUCGAGCCCAAUCCCUCCUCUGAGUGGAUGGAAAACGUUCCAAAGGUGAGCCGCAACGACCUUCUCAAGCUGGACGCCACAUGA
This is a messenger RNA of Metarhizium robertsii ARSEF 23, 1197 nucleotides long. Its product is annotated as delta-12 fatty acid desaturase. Lineage: Eukaryota; Fungi; Ascomycota; Sordariomycetes; Hypocreales; Clavicipitaceae. The transcript has 6 exons. The record is from RefSeq and is a predicted model, not a curated record. Gene Ontology annotation, molecular function: oxidoreductase activity. The coding region runs from base 1 to 1197 and encodes 398 amino acids. Gene Ontology annotation, biological process: lipid metabolic process.